AUGCAUCAGAAAGUUCCAGCUGGAGUCUGUCUUCCUGCCAGUCCUGAGGCGAGACCCCAAUUCUUCAUUGUACACAAGGCAGGGGAAGGGCAGCCGAUCUGUCUGUAUUCCUUGGUCAUGGUCCAGCAGAGAUGCAGUCUAGCCCAGUGUGCACAAAAUCUCACACGUGUCUCAGAAUUCUUCCUCAUGAGUCUCUCAGAUGAUCUGGAACUGCAGCCCUUGCUCUUUGGGUUGUUCCUGUCCAUGUACCUGGUCACUGUGCUUGGGAACCUGCUCAUCAUCCUGGCCAUCAGCUCUGACUCCCACCUGCACACGCCCAUGUACUUCUUCCUCUCCAACCUAUCCUUGGCUGACAUAUGUUUCAUUUCUACCACUGUUCCGAAGAUGAUUGUGGACAUCCAUGCUCACAGAAGAGUCAUACCCUAUGGGAACUGCCUGACACAGAUGUCUUUUUUGAUCCUUUUUGGAUGUAUGGAUGGUAUGCUUCUGACUGUGAUGGCCUAUGAUCGGUUUGUGGCCAUCUGUCAUCCUCUGCACUACCCAGUCAUCAUGAAUCCAUGCCUCUGCUGCUUCUUAGUUUUGGUGUCAUUUCUUAUCAGUCUUUUGGACUCUCAGUUGCACAAUUUGAUUGUAUUACAACUUACUUGCUUCAAGGAUGUAAAGAUUUCUAAUUUCUUCUGUGAUCCUUCUCAACUUCUUCAUCUUGCUUGUUCUGACACAUUCACCAAUAACUUAGUCAUGUAUUUUGUUGGCACCAUCUCUGGUGGUGUUCCACUCUCAGGGAUCUUUUUCUCUUACUAUAAAAUUGUUUCCUCCAUUCUGAGAGUCCCAUCAGUAGGUGGGAAGUAUAAAGCCUUCUCCACCUGUGGUUCUCACUUGUCUGUUGUUUGCUUAUUUUAUGGAACAGCUUUUGGGGUUUACCUUGGAUCAACAUUGUUGCCUUCUCCCAGAGAGGCUAUGGCAGCCUCGGUCAUGUACAGUGUGGUCACUCCCAUGCUAAACCCAUUUAUCUACAGCCUGAGGAACAGAGACAUUAAGAGUGCCCUGUGGAGGCUCCACAGCAGAACAGUCUCAUCUUAG
Artibeus jamaicensis (Jamaican fruit-eating bat) is the source of this 1080-nucleotide messenger RNA. RefSeq names its product putative gustatory receptor clone PTE01. Gene Ontology annotation, cellular component: membrane. The coding region runs from base 1 to 1080 and encodes 359 amino acids. Lineage: Eukaryota; Metazoa; Chordata; Mammalia; Chiroptera; Phyllostomidae. Gene Ontology annotation, molecular function: olfactory receptor activity; G protein-coupled receptor activity. Gene Ontology annotation, biological process: G protein-coupled receptor signaling pathway. The record is from RefSeq and is a predicted model, not a curated record. The transcript is spliced from 2 exons.